This is a messenger RNA of Morus notabilis, 1004 nucleotides long. Its product is annotated as probable WRKY transcription factor 65. Gene Ontology annotation, biological process: regulation of DNA-templated transcription. The record is from RefSeq and is a predicted model, not a curated record. Gene Ontology annotation, cellular component: nucleus. Lineage: Eukaryota; Viridiplantae; Streptophyta; Magnoliopsida; Rosales; Moraceae. The transcript is spliced from 3 exons. The coding region runs from base 150 to 956 and encodes 268 amino acids. Gene Ontology annotation, molecular function: DNA-binding transcription factor activity; transcription cis-regulatory region binding.
UCUGAUCUUGUUUGAUCUAAUAUAUUUCUACACUGAUCUCCUGCAGCAAACUCUCUCUAUAUCUCUAUUUACUAAAAGCUUUUUUCUUUUCUUUUCUUCGUUUGCCACAGAAGAAGAAAAAACACAAUUUUUGCUCAACCCUUUUAUGCAUGGAUGAUUCUCUCUCUCUAAAGCUGGACUCUGAGGUUUUGCCAAAAGAACUCAGACCACAAAGUCAUGCGUCCAAAAAAAGGAAGGUGGUGGAGAAGACAGUUGUUAAAGUGAGGAUAGGAACAAAUAAGGUAGGGAAAUUACUAAAGAACGAAGGACCCCCUUCUGAUUUCUGGUCUUGGAGGAAAUAUGGCCAAAAGCCCAUAAAAGGCUCUCCUUAUCCAAGAGGUUAUUAUAGGUGUAGCACAUCAAAAGGUUGCUCAGCCAAAAAACAAGUAGAGAGAUGCAAAACAGACGAUUCCUUGCUUAUAAUCACCUACACUUCUAGCCAUAACCAUCCUGGUCCUGACAUCUCUAAUGCAACAACUACACUUACCAAAGAACAGCAAGAAAAGCAAUCCAAGGAUCAAGAAGAUCAUGAUCAUCAUGAUCUUCCUCCACCAAUGGUACAAGAAGAGAAGAAUCAGUCAGAGCUAGAAAAAGAUGAUCAAGAUCAUUUCCACUACAUACAGUCCCCAAUUAGAUGUUCCCAAGACAUAGUAAUUGGCCUAGAAGAAGAAGACCCUUUAAUAGAGAAAACGACAAUAUGUGACACAUUACUUGGUGGGACGUUUCCCUUGGAUGAAGAGCCCCUCAUCAAUGUGUCCCGUACUCAUCAACUCUUGUGCUUCUCAAAACCCAAAAUAUCAGAAGAAAAUAACGAUUUCUUUGACGAGCUUGAAGAGUUGCCCACUUCUUCCUCCUUCACGGGCUUCAUGAGAAGCCAUCUUUCCGAUGAGAUCAGGAUUCCUUUUGUCCCUUCUUGAUCCAUGUGUUAGUGCCCUCUCUUCUUUUUUUUUUUCUUUUUUUUUUCU